This is a messenger RNA of Cucurbita maxima (winter squash), 2347 nucleotides long. RefSeq names its product subtilisin-like protease SBT5.3. Gene Ontology annotation, molecular function: serine-type endopeptidase activity. Gene Ontology annotation, biological process: proteolysis. The record is from RefSeq and is a predicted model, not a curated record. The coding region runs from base 26 to 2332 and encodes 768 amino acids. Lineage: Eukaryota; Viridiplantae; Streptophyta; Magnoliopsida; Cucurbitales; Cucurbitaceae. The transcript has 11 exons.
UCAUUAUUCUUAAAGAGGAAAAGAAAUGGAGGCCUUCAAUCUUCCUCCUUUACUUCUGUCCUUUCUUUUUGUUCUUUUGCAAACAUCCACCAUUGCAGCCAAGAAGUCUUAUAUUGUUUACUUGGGAUCACAUUCACAUGGGUUGAAUCCUUCCGCAAUUGAUCUUCAACGUGCAACACAAACCCACUACAAUCUACUUGGAUCCAUGUUAGGAAGCAACGAAGCAGCUAAGGAAGCAAUCUUUUACUCAUACAAUAGACAUAUCAAUGCCUUUGCAGCUGUUCUUGAUCAGAAAGUUGCAGAAGAUAUAGCAAAGCAUCAUGAUGUGGUAUCAGUACAUGAGAACAAAAAACUAAAACUGCACACUACACGAUCAUGGAACUUUCUUGGAGUUGAGAAUGAUGGUGGAAUUCCUUUAGACUCACUUUGGAAUCUUUCAAGAUUUGGUGAAUCUACAAUCAUUGGCAACAUUGACUCUGGUGUUUGGCCUGAAUCAAAGAGUUUUAGUGACGAAGGAUAUGGACCUAUCCCAACAAGAUGGAAGGGAAGUUGUGAAGGUGGCACCCACUUUAGUUGCAAUAGGAAGCUGAUUGGAGUACGAUAUUUCAACAAAGGUUUUGCAUCCGACGUGGGACCUCUCAACUCAAGCUAUGAAACAGCAAGGGACGUUGAUGGGCAUGGAACACACACCUUAUCCACGGCUGGAGGCAAUUUCGUUAAAGGAGUAAGCAUUUUAGGGAAUAGUUAUGGCACUGCAAAAGGGGGUUCCCCUAAAGCCCUUGUUGCUGCCUAUAAAGUAUGUUGGUCUACAGAUAGAGGUGAUGGGUGUUUUAUGGCCGAUAUUCUAGCUAGCUUUGAAGCUGCCAUUAGUGAUGGAGUUGAUGUUCUAUCGGUUUCACUCGGUGGAGGUAUUCAAGAAUUUUCCGACGAUCUUAUAGCUAUAGGGUCCUUCCAUGCAGUGAAGAACGGCAUCACUGUUGUUUGUUCAGCUGGAAAUUCAGGACCAAGUGAAGAUACUGUCUUAAAUGUCGCACCAUGGAUGAUAACUGUGGGAGCUAGCACAGUUGACAGGCUUUUUACAAGUUACGUGGUGUUGGGAGACAAGAGGCAAUUCAAGGGUGAAAGUCUUUCUAGUAAAUUAUUGCCACCUAAGAAGUUCUAUCCGUUGAUCCGUGCUUUAGAUGCAAAAUCCAACAACACCUCUAAUCACGAAGCCAUACUAUGUCGUCAAGGGUCUCUUAAUCCUGAAAAGGUAAGAGGAAAAAUUGUAGUUUGCCUUAGAGGGGAAAAUUCAAGAGGGGAGAAAGGUUACGUGGUUGCUCAAGCAGGUGGUGUUGGGAUGAUUCUCGCUAAUGACAAAGAAAGUGGGGAUGAACUUUCGGCUAGUCCUCACUUUCUUCCUGCUUCACAUAUAAGCUAUACCGAUGGUGAAUCAGUCUACCAAUAUAUCCAAUCUACUAACACUCCAAUAGCUUACAUGACUUCCGUGACUGAGUUGGGAAUCAAACCAGCACCAAUUAUGGCUUCAUUCUCUUCGAGAGGUCCCAACAUAGUUGAGCCCUCAAUACUCAAGCCUGAUAUAACAGCACCAGGGGUGAAUAUAAUAGCGGCUUUCUCUGAAGCAACAUCCAUAUCUGGUUUACCUUAUGAUAAGCGUCAAGCUCAAUUUAUUACAUUAUCUGGCACUUCCAUGUCAUGCCCCCAUAUUUCUGGCAUUGUCGGCCUUCUCAAAACGCUUUAUCCAAAAUGGAGUCCAGCAGCUAUCAGAUCUGCAAUCAUGACGACAGCCGAAACCGAAGCCAAUGACUUAAAUCCAAUACUAACCUCAGAAAAGGAGAAAGCAAACCCAUUGGCAUAUGGUGCAGGUCAUGUCCAACCAAACAAAGCAUCAAAUCCUGGCCUUGUUUACGACCUCACCACCCAAGACUACUUGAACUUCCUAUGUGCCCGUGGCUACAAUAAAACACUAUUGAAACUAUUCACUAAUGAUACUUCAUUUGUUUGUUCAAAGUCAUUCAAAGUAACAGAUUUAAACUACCCAUCAAUCUCAAUGAAUAAUCUGAAAUCAGAGGCAGUAGAGAUCAAAAGAAGAGUAAAAAAUGUGGGAAGUCCAGGCAUGUAUGUUGCUCAAGUCGAGGCACCACCAGGAGUUUCUGUUUCGGUAGACCCGAGUACUUUGAAGUUCACUAAAACUGAUGAAGAGAAGGAUUUCAAAGUUGUGCUAAGGAGGGUGCCAAAUAAUCAAACUGAACAGAAUGUGUUCGGAAAACUUGUAUGGUCUGAUGGAAAACAUCGUGUUAGUAGCCCGAUUUUUGUGAUAUUAGGGAUUUAGUAAAACAAGCACAUG